GCGCGGCAGGCCAACGCGGCCGGCUCGAGCCCUUUGUGCGUGCGGCUGGCAGCUCUGGGUAGCGGCAUCAUGAGCGGCCCGGGAGGGGCGGCGGCGCCGCCCGCCAGCUCGGCACUGCCUGCGGAGGAGGAGGGCAUGACGUGGUGGUACCGCUGGCUGUGUCGUCUGUCGGGGGUGUUGGGGGCAGUGUCUUGUGCCAUCUCUGGCCUUUUCAACUGUGUCACCAUCCACCCUCUGAACAUCGCAGCUGGCGUGUGGAUGAUCAUGAAUGCUUUCAUCCUGCUGCUGUGCGAGGCACCCUUCUGCUGCCAGUUUGUAGAGUUCGCAAACACAGUGGCUGAGAAGGUGGACCGGCUGCGCUCCUGGCAGAAGGCUGUUUUCUACUGCGGGAUGGCUGUCGUUCCCAUCGUCAUUAGCCUGACACUGACCACUCUCCUCGGCAACGCCAUCGCCUUUGCCACAGGUGUCCUGUAUGGCCUCUCUGCUCUGGGCAAGAAGGGUGAUGCCAUCUCCUACGCUCGGCUCCAGCAGCAGAAGCAGCAGGCAGAUGAAGAGAAGCUCACAGGAACCCUAGAGGGAGAGCUGUGAGGCGGUCCUUCCCUCCUUCCCUGCUGUGGCUCUGUGUCACUGAGCAGACCUAGAGGGCUGCCUGGAGGAGGGGCCUCUGUCCAGCUCCUAUCAGUGCCUCUGCCCUGCCCCAACCACAAGUCUACUGUGCUUUCUUCUCCAGAUGGGCAUCACCUGACCCUAAACCAGAGUCUGGGGCUGGCCACCGUGAAGACAUGGGGUGGCAGACAGUGGUCCAGGCACAGACGCCCCACCCCCACAGCUGCCUGGCCCAACUGGAUAGCGCCCAGAGGAUCUCUAGACUGACUCAGGUGGCAGUACUUCAAUGAUGACUGGAGGUCUGGGGGAGCUCUGUCUGCCCCAGGGUGGGGCCCUGGCAUCAGGCAGGAGGUCCUAUGGAUGGAGCUGCCUGGGCCCACCUGUCUACCUGUCCCUGGGCACAGCGAUGUCCCAUCUACAGUUCCCCAUCCUGUGGGACCUAGACUGUUCCCGCAUUUCACCUGGAGCACUAAAAACAGUGGCCUUGAGGAUCUUCAGACACUUGGGUGGGGGUGCUCACACCUCGGAUCCUACAGCCCUGGACCAGCCACUCCUGGACACCUAUUGUGGGCCUGGCCUGGACCCUGGGUUCUUCCCAUCCUGCCCAGGCCCUGGUGCUAAGGAAGUGGGGGAUAGGCUCCACCCACCCCCUUCUGUUCAUAAUCCUGCCACACUCUCGUCUGCAGUGACUCAGCCUCUGGGUAGUGACUGAACUUGAAUCCUGACCCCCUUGGUCUUUCCCUGGGAGCUGCCUGCCCUCAGAGCACCGUUGCCCUUGCUGUAGCUGUCCUUGGUACCCCGGGUGCCAGGCUGCAGGGGUGCUGUCCCUCCUGGGCAUCCUCUUCUGCAUGGGCCCUUAGGCCACCCCAGUCCAGAGCCUGUGGGGCAUCUUGGUCUUCAAUGAAACCCCAUCCCAGGUGGUGGUUUUGUUACCCAGAGAGCCCUUUCCUGCAUGGCCCCGGCCAGCUUCUGAGGCUGGGGACAAAGUGGCAGGCUCCCAGUCAGCAGCGCCCCCACCCCCACUCCCACCCUCCAGGUUGACUUCAGCUGCCUACCAAGGGCAGUAGGGGCCCUGUGGCAUGGCCACAGGUGUGGUGGGACGUGCCUCCCAGAGUCCUCUGGGCCACCUUCCUCAGGCAAGCCCAGGCUCCAAGGGCUGAGGACACUGCCUCCCCUGCGGGCAGUGUGUGUGUGUGUGUGUGUGUGUGUGUGUGUGUGUGUGUGUCUGUCUGUGUGUGCACGCACGAGUGCGCCUGACUGAGUGCAGUGACGAAGAAUUGACCUUGGGCAAGGAGCCAGGGUCCUGUCCUGCUCUUGGAUUCUUCUUGUCUUUGGAGGUGAGGUUUAGCUGCCCCCCGUCUGCCUGCCCUCCCACCCUUGCCAGGGGGGCCUCACCCACAGGCUUCCUUGCUGCAGGGAGGGGCUAAGGGGACCAGGCAGGUCGUAGAGUUGGCCACAGGAGUGGAAAAGCCCUGGGUACCUGGCCUCGGUCUCUGCUUCUUGCCAGGGUUCCUGGUGGUGUAGCUGGCAGUUCUGGUGCUGCAGCCCCAUCCCCUUGUCAGGGUGCUGUCUUGUCCACAGCAGCUGCCCAGCUAUAGGGCCACUCCAGCUGCCCGUAGUGCCCAGUAGUCUGUCUUCCUUGGCCCCGAGUGUGUGACUUGAGUAAUAAAGCUAGGAGGUAGCAUGCA
Messenger RNA from Erinaceus europaeus (western European hedgehog), 2294 nucleotides. RefSeq names its product calcium channel flower domain containing 1 (gene CACFD1). The coding region runs from base 70 to 588 and encodes 172 amino acids. Lineage: Eukaryota; Metazoa; Chordata; Mammalia; Eulipotyphla; Erinaceidae. Gene Ontology annotation, biological process: vesicle-mediated transport. The record is from RefSeq and is a predicted model, not a curated record. Gene Ontology annotation, cellular component: membrane. The transcript has 5 exons.